AUGGCUGUAGAAAUACAAAAUGCACAACCUGGAGAGCCCAUUCAGCACACAGCACAUCAUGAUCUUGAGUCCUUCUACUACAUUAUUUUAGCUAUGUGCAUUCUACUGGAGCAGCCCUACCAAUUCAAGGACGAAGUGUUUAUGGAGCGGAAGGUAAUCAGGAAAUGGCUCAAUCAUGAAUUCGACACCAAGUUCACCUGUGCAGAUGCAGCGCAUCACAAAUUCACAACAUUUGGCAAGGCUGAUAACCUCCGUAGUUUCCUUGACGGACAUAUCGAUGUUCAUUCCCAAGAGCAACAAGAAGAUAAUAGAGAAGAAGCUAGUGGAUUAGACAUGUUAAUAGAUGAUGAGCAUAUGGAGGAGGCAAUUGGCAAAGUACUACAGGAGUUGCAAGAGGAUCUUUUUUCAUUCAUUCCAAUCGCACAUUCUAAUAUUAAUGAUGAUGGGGAAAACACAGCAGGCCCAUCCCUUCAUCAGAACUCAAUAGUCCUAGAUGACAAUGAGGAUGAACGUAUGGAACAUCCCACAGCUGGCAAGGUCAUAAGCAUGGACGAGACUUUACAUCAGAGGUGGAGAAGAGAAUUCAUUGCAGCAGGUGGGGAUGGUGAAGAUGUAGAAAUGGGUGAAGCUUUAGACCCCAAGUUCUUCCCCUUUGCCUUGGAGACGGAUUGGAGAGUAGCAUGUUGGGAAAUUCAAGAUGGUAUAGGACACCAGUCUUUUAAUCAGCUGUUAAGUAUCCCAGGUGUCAGUGAUUUCAUGAUUUUUAUGAAUCUUGCUUAUACUAUUGCCAGGGCUGAAUGGAAAUCAACUAUGAUAUCUUUUCCUGAUACUCUGAAUGAUACAUACCUUAUCCAGUAUAGAGAUAUACUUUCAGCCAUCACGACUCUCCUUGAGAACCCUGCACAUGCCAAACAUAUAGUCUAUAGCCCGAAAAAGAUUUUCACCAAUGUGAGGAAAGAAUCAAGGGUUUAUCAUGAAAGGCAGAUGGGAAAAUGGUGGCAUGCUAUUCAGGUGAGCAUGAUUCUGUAUCUCCCACUUACAGUGACUUACAAAAUCUUUGGAAUAGGCUCAUCUACCAUGUUCUUCCAUCACCUAUUUCGGCUGGAGGAUGAGCAUGGAUAUCGGGCACAACGAACACAGAGACACUCACAGAUGUUGGCAGCUUUCCUGAAUGGAUCUUCGGUAUCCCAUCCCAUAGGCGAAACGGUUGAGCUAAUUUAUCUAAAUGCUCAGCAGACUCCCUAUCGAGCAGGUAUUAACCCUGAAGAUGAUGAAAACACAUAA
Messenger RNA from Serpula lacrymans var. lacrymans S7.9, 1284 nucleotides. RefSeq lists its product as uncharacterized. The record is from RefSeq and is a predicted model, not a curated record. The transcript has 3 exons. The coding region runs from base 1 to 1284 and encodes 427 amino acids. Lineage: Eukaryota; Fungi; Basidiomycota; Agaricomycetes; Boletales; Serpulaceae.